UGCACAAGGGAAAUUACUAAUAAUAGUUAUGAGUAAAUCAAGGGAUACAAGACUUCUCCACCGAUCUUAUGUAUAGGCUUUAUAAAUGUUGCUUGUCAAUCCUGAAGAUUCCGGAAAGCGGCUGCCACAAAGGUUUCGUUCUGGUGGAGAGAUCAAAGUUUGAACCUUAAUGAAGCCAUACCAAUCGAAUCGUUUCAUAUCGUUUAAUAUUCAUUUUUAAAGUGUCUUAUUUUCCAGUAUAAUUAUUUUUUUCCAAUCCGAUUCUGUUGCAAAUAAGAAAUCUUAUCUAUUAAUUAUAGAAAUAAAUUAGAAAUGAGUUUGUUAAUUGGUAUUGAUGUUGGUGGAACCAACACUGAUUCAGUUUUAUUGGAUCCUACAAAGAGUAAGGAUACCAGCCGUGGAGUGUUAGCUUGGAAUAAAUCAAAUACAACUUCUGAUGUUUCAUUUGGUAUUGAAUCUGCUAUUAGUUCAUUAUUUGAACAAGUGCCUGAUGUGAAAAAGGAUGAAAUUUUGGCUGUAACUAUUGGUACUACUCAUUUUAUCAAUGCUGUUAUAGAAAAGGAUAAAGCGAGGUUAGAUAAAGUUGCUAUUUUAAGAUUAUGUGGUCCAUAUUCAAGAACUACUGAACCUUUCACCGAUUUCCCUUCAGGUUUGAAAAGUAUCUUAAAUGGUUAUAUUGGGUUUCUUGAUGGUGGGCAUUAUGUUCAUGGUGAUGAAGUUCAACCAAUUAAUGAAACCGAAGUAUUGGAACAUUGUCGGAAAAUUAAAGAAUUAGAUUUAAAAUCAGUUGUAUUAGUUGGUCAAUUCUCUCCAAUGGUUAAGGACCACGAGGAUAAAGUUGAAGAAAUUAUUUCUAAAGCAUUGCCUGAAAUUCAAAUUGUUAAAUCUUAUGAAGUAGCAGGUUUGGGUUUCUUAGAACGUGAGAACGCUGCUAUUUUAAAUGCAGCUAUCUUGAGAUUUGCAAAGAAAGUUAUCCUUUCAUUUAAUGCUGCUGUGCAAAGAAUUGGUUUAACUUGUCCAGUUUUGUUAACUCAAAAUGAUGGUACUAUAUUAUCUUCAGAUAUUGCUAGUAGAAUUCCAAUUAGUACGUUUUCUUCAGGAGCAACUAAUUCCAUGAGAGGUGCUUCAUUCUUAUGUAUGGAAGAAGAUUCCCUUAAAGAUACUUCAAUUAUUGUGGUUGAUGUGGGAGGUACCACAACUGAUGUAGGAGUCUUAUUACCUACUGGAUUCCCACGUCAAGCAGCUUCUCAUUCUUUAGUGGGUGGUGUGAGAAUGAACUUUUCUAUGCCCCAUGUCGAAAGUAUUGGAUUAGGUGGUGGUUCUAUUGUUAGAGUUUCUGAUGAUAUAGUUUCUGUUGGUCCUGAUAGUGUUGGAAAUGAGAUUCUUAAGAAAGCAGUUAUUUGUGGUGGUGAAAUAGUAACCGCUACUGAUGUAUCCAUUGCUUUCAAUGAUACCCUUUAUGACGAUGUUCAAAUUGGUGAUUUGAAGUUAAUCACUAACAAAUUUGAAUCUUCCACUAUGGAAAAGUUUACAACCGAAGUUGCGGCUAAAUUAGGUAGAGUUAUAGAUCAUUUAAGAACUUCAGCUGACCCAUUACCUGUCUUAUUAGUUGGAGGUGGUUCUUUUAUUGUACCACAAGAACUUGAAGGUGCUUCAAAAGUUUUCCGUCCACCUUACUAUAAUGUUGCUAAUGCCAUUGGUGCAGCUAUGUCGAAGAUUUCUGGUACUAUCCAUACGAUUAAAUUAUUACCACCUGAUUCGAUUUCAAAAGAUACAUUCCUUGAAAAAUGUAUAGAAGAAGCUAAACAACAUGCUAUACAAAGAGGAGCAUUGAAAUCUUCAAUUACAGUGGUUGAAAUGUCUCAUGAUCCCGUACCUUAUAUCCCUAAUACUUUUGAAUUCCAUGUCAAAGUUGUUGGGGAUGUUGAUUUUGCUAAACUUCAGAAAGCAUUUAAAUUUGAAGAGGCUUCAACUAUAGCUUUAGCUGAAUCUGGUGGUGAAGUAUUGAAAGAUGUCACUGAAGCAAAGGAAGAUUUCUCCAUUGAUAGUAUUGAUGUUAAUGAAUAUAAGCCAUUAAUUAAUGCUAACAGAGAAUGGAUAAUUAAUGAAAUUGAUUUAGAAUUCCUUAGAAUUGGAACUUAUAUUUUAGGUUGUGGUGGAGGAGGAACUCCAUAUCCCUCAUUCCUUGAUAUUCGUCAUUUAGUAAGACAAGGUGAGAUUCUUAAGGUGAUUGAUAUCAAAGAUAUUAAAAAUUAUAUUAAAGAUGAUGGAUUAAUAAUUCCAGUUGGAUUUGCCGGAUCUCCAACUGUUGCAAUUGAACAAUUGAAAAGUGAAGAAUUAGUCCAUGCCGCUCGUUGUUUAAGUCAAUAUAUUGGAAAAGUACCUGAAUUAGUAUAUCCUUUAGAAAUUGGAGGUGGUAAUGGGUUUACUGCUUUUGAAGUUGGUGCCUCAUCAAGAUUGAAUAUUCCAGUUGUUGAUUGUGAUUUAAUGGGAAGAGCUUAUCCAACAUUAUGGCAAACUACCGCCAAUGCAUGUUUGGAUAAUUUCAAAUAUAGCCCUGCUGUAAUCAGUAAUGGUAAUGGUAAUACUAUGAUCAUAAGUGAAACUGCCAAUAAUGUGAUUUUGGAAAGAGUUGUUAGAACUUCAUUAACAGAAUUAGGUACUCAUGUGGGUAAAGUAUCAUCACCUAUGAAUGAAUCUCAAAUCAUUGCUGGAACAGUGCAUAAAUCAAUUUCUUUAGCUUGGAGAAUUGGUAAAGCAGUUUGUUUAGCUAAACAAGAAUUAGAUAUUGAGAAUUUACCUUCGAGAAUUAUUGAUUCAGUUGGUGGACCUGAAACCGGAAAAUUCUUAUUCUCAGGAAAGAUCAUUGAUGUUAGUAGAAAAUUAUUCAAAGGUCAUGUCUAUGGUGAAGUUGUUAUUGAAGAAGAAUCGGAAUCGAAGAGACAAAUGGUUAUUCCAUUUAAGAAUGAAAAUAUUUAUUGUACCAUUAGAAGAGAUAAAGAAGAUGAAGGUGAAAUCGUAUGUUCAGUACCAGAUUUAAUUACCGUUAUAGAAAUUGAUACUGGUGAAGCCAUUGGAACUCCAGAUUAUAAAUAUGGGUUAACUGUAUUUGUGCUUGGUAUCGCUCCAAGUAAUAAAUGGACUGAUACUCAAAAAGCCCUUGAUAUUGGUGGACCUAAAGGAUUUGGAUUCAAUGAAGUAGUGUAUAAUCCAAUUGGUAAGUAUAUUGAACCAGUAUCAGUCAUUGAUGAAUAUAGUUAGAGUAGUUUUUAUAGAAGUUAAAAAAGAUAUAUAAGUUGAAUAAAAAUGAUUA
Scheffersomyces coipomensis is the source of this 3313-nucleotide messenger RNA. Its product is annotated as hydantoinase/oxoprolinase family protein. Bases 313 to 3261 code for a protein of 982 amino acids. Gene Ontology annotation, biological process: glutathione metabolic process. The record is from RefSeq and is a predicted model, not a curated record. Gene Ontology annotation, cellular component: cytosol. The transcript has a single exon. NCBI's taxonomy places the organism in Eukaryota, Fungi, Ascomycota, Pichiomycetes, Serinales, Debaryomycetaceae. Gene Ontology annotation, molecular function: 5-oxoprolinase (ATP-hydrolyzing) activity.